AUGGCAGCAGCAAUUGCUCAUGUAUUCCCAAACACAGCCCACCGCCUAUGUUUGUGGCAUAUUGGCCAAAAUGCUGUCAAACAUCUUAGUCCUAUAAUUAAAGCGGCAGAGGACAAGGCAGAGGACGAGGCAGAGGACAAGUCAGGUAACAAGUUUAACAAGUUCUGGGCGGAUUUCAAAAGUUGUAUCUACGAAGACAGAGCAGAGAUUUACUUCACAGAGAAAUGGGAUGAAUUGUUGGCUAAAUACAACCUUGAGGAUAACACAUGGAUGUCAAACCUAUAUGCUUUGAGGGCAAAGUGGGCUGCGGUAUACCGUGACUCAUUUACAGCAGACAUGCACUCGACCCAGAGGAGCGAAGAUCCACUAAAUGGUGUAAUAUCAUUCAGAAUCCCUCCAGUCAUAAAAGGUCCAAAGGAGACAUGUUUUAAAAAUGUUCUUGAGAAGAACCCAGGAAAGAAGAAGAAGAAGAAGGGUGCCCAGAAGAAAGGUGACGAUCUGGAACAUGAUGAUAUUGAAGCAAGAGACGAACGUGCUGAGACAAACCAAAUAAUUGAUUGUAAUGUUGGGGCAUCUUCAACCAUGAAUGCUCCUUUCGUCCAAGGUGGAUAUACUAAUGUCGCAAUGCCCCCGUUCAAUUUAUUUGCUAAUCCUUCUGCAAUGGCUCCUCCAUACAUACCAGGAGGGUACACAAGUCUCUUAAUGGGAGUUGAUCAAGAUGCUACAACGCAAGCUGCUGUUAGGAAGUUACAUUUUGAUGAAUCUAUGUAG
This is a messenger RNA of Panicum virgatum (switchgrass), 771 nucleotides long. RefSeq lists its product as uncharacterized. Gene Ontology annotation, biological process: regulation of DNA-templated transcription. The transcript has 4 exons. The record is from RefSeq and is a predicted model, not a curated record. The coding region runs from base 1 to 771 and encodes 256 amino acids. NCBI's taxonomy places the organism in Eukaryota, Viridiplantae, Streptophyta, Magnoliopsida, Poales, Poaceae.